Messenger RNA from Tigriopus californicus, 3215 nucleotides. RefSeq names its product patched domain-containing protein 3-like. The record is from RefSeq and is a predicted model, not a curated record. NCBI's taxonomy places the organism in Eukaryota, Metazoa, Arthropoda, Copepoda, Harpacticoida, Harpacticidae. Gene Ontology annotation, cellular component: membrane.
CGAAAAUCUUGUUUUAUUCGACCCACAUGCCGAGAUCUACAGUAUGUACACUCCAAGCAACUUUACAAGGAAGGAGCAUGAAUUUGUCUGGAGAUUUGGUCACUGGAUGGGAUGUCCAUCAUCGUUUUGAUUUUGUCAAGUUCACAUGUUGAGCUGCAUGUAGCACUCUAUGUGUGUACGUCGUCUUCCCUUACGUAGAGGGCAGACCGAAAGAAAGAAUUGCUCUGCGUUUCACUUUUAUUUGACACAAUUUUCGAUCAUGUUUGUUUGUGAAGUAUUGAGGAUUUGGCCUCAUUAUUGGAGUUCUCGCCCCUCCCAUUCCACUAGGUCUUGAAUGUGUUAUUCAGUUCAAUUUGAGGCCUAGGCUGUGUGAGUCUGUCGUUUGACGUUUUGAACCUCUUAUCGUCUUGGAGAGCCAUCCUUUGUUUGACAAGAUGUUACAUUUUGUGUUAGAAUGCGUAAAGUCGCAUUCUCGAGUGUCCAGUAUGAAAUUUCGAGUCUCUGAAUGGAUGGAGGCUUACUUCAAGCGGCAUGGCCAAUGGGUAUCCGCGCAUCCAUAUCUGGUCAUUGCCCUGACCUUUUUGGCCACUGUGUUGGGAGGGGUGGGGUUAAUGAAUUUCCAUUGGGAGGCCAAUGCCAUCAAGCUCUGGAUCCCGUCAAAUUCCGAUUUUACAAAGGACUUUAAUUAUCUGUGGACCAACCACCCGCCGGAGAUGCGCUUCCACUCGGUGCUGUUCACUACCAAUACAGGAGAGAACAUGCUACAACCCAAGUAUUUCAGACAGAUGUACGAGGUACGGAAAGCUAUCGAUGCCAUUCAACUCCCUGAUAACACGACUUGGCAAGAUUAUUGCGAAAGGUUGAUCCAGCCACCCUAGACUUUGAGACUCAAUUGAUCCAUAUUUUGAACAAUCAAGAUCGUUUCACCGAUGGUUUUGUGUCGUACUCCCAUGUAGCCAGAAGCUUCAGCGACAUUGCCUCCGCCAACAUCUUUACCGAUGUCAACAUGGUUGUCUUGGGGUUUGCCAUCGUUUUCAUCUAUGUCCUGAUCAUGCUCGGAAACUUUGAUUGCGUCGAGAAUCGGGUUUUCGUAUCCUUGGCCGGAUUAGUGGCUGUUUUCAUGGCACUCAUCGCAUCGUACGGCAUUUGCUGCUCUUUAGGGUUUCCAUUCAGCCCGCUUCAUAACUUCAUCCCAUUUCUUAUCCUCGGGUUAGGCAUUGAUGAUAUGUUCGUCAUCAUGCAAGCUUGGAACAAAUUCGCGGAACAUCGGAAGGAUCUAAGCAAGGUGGAAAAGUUCGGAGAAACGCUACAAAAAGCCGGCGUGUCCAUUACAGUUACCUCGUUGACAGAUUUUUUGGCCUUUGCCAUAGGCGCAUCCACUCUCCUCCCAGCCCUGAAGUCGUUUUGUAUGUAUUGUGGGAUUGGGAUUCUCAUCACCUAUGUGUUGCAAGCCACGUGGUUUGUGGCCUGGAUGUCCAUUGAUCAAGACCGGAUUGAUUCGGGCCGAACGCUUUUGUGCACCUCGCAGAACUCGGUCAGCGCCAAACACGUGUCUCGGUGCCUAAAGAAAGUGGACAAGAAUCUCCUACAAGGUGGCUUUGACAGUUAUGGCAAAGUGCUGAGUAGAAACUUGCUCGUCAAAGUGGGCAUCUUAAGUCUCACGGCGGUGAUCCUGGCCUUUUCCAUUUGGAACACGUGGCUAUUGGAGCAGAAAUUUGAUCCAGUCUGGUUCUUACCCAAAGACUCGUAUCUGUUCCAAUGGUUCGAGCUUAAAUCCCAGUAUUAUCCCAGUCAAGGGGAGACUGUCCACGUAUUCAUGACAGAUCUCGAUUUGCCUGAAGAGUUCCCCAAAAUCAAGUCUGUGGCUGAAGCCAUCUCUAGUCAGCAAGACAUCAUAUCCCAUGUGGAUUCUUGGGCUUUGCAAUUCACUAAUUAUGUAUCACAGUUUGAAGACGCGAAUCUCAUUACCUCCGACACUGGGUUGUUUCAAAGGCGGCUUACCCAGUUCUUGUUUAGCCCGAGUGGUUCCAAAUAUCGGUUAUUGUUCCAUUACUCAGAGCCAGUUCAAUGCGGCAAACCCAGCCCCAACAUCUCAAUGUCCAUUUUUGAGUUUACUCAUCGCCUUCUGGAGGGACCCAGUGAGCAGAUCCCGGCCAUGAAUAGGAUCAAAGCCAUCAUUCGCGAAGCCAAUUUCUCCGGACACGUUUUCCCAUUCUCCAAAGGCUACGCCACUUGGGAAACAGAUGAGGUAAUCACUCACGAGCUGGUAAGAAACUUGGCAUUGGCUCUGACUUGUAUCCUCCUUACGACCCUGGUACUGUUGUCCAACCUAAUGGCAGCCCUGCAGGUGGUCCUCUGUGUGGUUGUCACUUUGAUCAAUGUUUCGGGAUUUAUGCAUCUUUGGGGCCUAACUAUUGACACAGUGUCUUGCACUAUCCUCAUUAUCUCCAUUGGAUUGUGUGUGGACUUCUCCGCUCAUAUUGCCCAUGCUUUCCUCCAUGCCCAAGGAACGCGAAAUCAAAGGAUCCAAGAAUCGCUCACAAACAUUGGACCAGCUGUUCUCAACGGAGGCUUUUCCACCUUCCUUUCGUUCAUCCUACUUUUCAACUCGAAUUCGCAUGUCUUCGACACAUUUUUCAAGGUGUUUUUUCUUGUGGUUGUUUUCGGCCUUUUCAAUGGUCUGGCCUUUUUGCCCACCCUCUUGAGUCUCAUUGGGCCGUCUUCAGUGACAGGAUCUUCUGCCUCUCUGGACGAUCCGCAACAGGAUCAGCCGAGUUCAGCCUUGAGCAAACCAAGUGAGCCAGCCUCAAUCUGUCUCGAGCCAUCGAUAAAAACCUGCCCCAUGCCAAAGAGUGCCAAAGAUGGUGAAGGUCUGCCUUUGGAAGAGCUCCUUCAGCCUUUGAACCCUCCACCCAACAGUACAUCAUCGUCAUCAGUCUGAGGAUGCCCGCGAAUACAAAGUUCUCUUACACGUUGAAACGAAUUGCUGGCCAUGGCCACCUCCCACCAAAAGUUGGAGAACCCAAUCAGAAAACUUGUCAGUUGUCAUGUCCAUGAUUACUUUGUGUGUACCACUGUGUUCCUCGUUUCGUUGUCGUUUUUUUGUCUCCACCCUAUCUAGCCCAAUUUUGAGGAGCCACUUAAUGGAUUUCUCCUGUUUACUAACAUGCUCUCGGAACAUUAAAAAUACAGAUGACCCCAACAACUAGCAUUGA